CUUCCUUCCCAGCCUCUCUCCGUCAGACCCAGGCUUUCGUAACCGGCGCUGUAGCUGUGUCUCGUCUUCUGUGAGCCGGUGAGAAAUGGCAGCGCUCAGGACUCUCAGGAAACUGUGCCAGCACACACAGCACCAAGUCUGUAAACUGCACACGUCCGCCUCGAGGCAGGAGGCGGUGGUCAUCUCAGGAAAGAAACUCGCACGGCAAAUUAGGGAUGAGGUCCGGGCCGACUUAGAGGAAUGGGUCUCAACCGGCCACCGAAGACCCCAUCUGAGUGUUAUUCUCGUGGGAGACAACCCAGCCAGCCACUCCUACGUCCUGAACAAGACACGGGCUGCGGCUGAUGUCGGAAUCUCAAGUGAGACGAUUCUCAAGCACACGAACAUCAGUGAGGAGGAGUUACUGGACUUGAUCGAUAAACUCAACACCGACCCCCGCGUGGACGGUCUACUGGUACAGCUGCCUUUGCCAGAACACAUCGAUGAGCGUGCAGUUUGCAAUGCAGUUUCCCCAACCAAGGAUGUGGACGGUUUCCACGUGGUCAACGUGGGCCGCAUGUGCCUGGAUCAGUCCACCAUGCUCCCUGCCACUCCCUGGGGUGUUUGGGAAAUUAUUAAACGCACAGGUAUUCCUACUUUUGGGAAGAAUGUCGUGGUUGCCGGACGCUCCAAGAACGUGGGCAUGCCCAUCGCCAUGUUGCUGCACACAGACGGCCGUCACGAGAGGCCCGGAGGUGACGCUACAGUCACAAUUUCUCACCGAUACACUCCAAAGGAUCAACUUCGCCAACACACUAAAAUUGCUGACAUCAUUGUGGCUGCCGCAGGGAUUCCAAACCUCAUCACUGCAGACAUGAUCAAAGAGGGAGCGGCUGUGAUCGACGUCGGAAUAAACAGAGUGCAGGACCCCGUCACUGGAAAGAGCCGACUGGUUGGGGAUGUGGAUUUUGAAGGUGUGAGACAGAAGGCGGGAUUCAUCACCCCAGUGCCAGGAGGCGUUGGCCCGAUGACUGUGGCGAUGCUGAUGAAAAACACUGUCAAAGCAGCCAAGAAUGUCCUCCUGUGUCCCCCACAGAGGAUCCGCAUGGCUGUUGCGUCCUAAUUGGAUCAAGACCACAUCCCAGCAACAGUGACACAUUCCACCGACGAGCCCACUCUCCACCUUCCCAACACUACCGUUAUUAUUUAUUUAUUUUUUUUACUUGGAGCAACCUGCCAUGCUCCCCUUGCACAUGGACUGGAAAGAUGAUAGCCUUAUGGAUCUCUUUCUGCUGAUGUCGUUAACCUUUCAUGACUCCAGGUCCAGCCAUAAUUAGACUGUUACAUUCACUGAUGCAGCAGCAUGUUUAAUGUAACAGUGUUUUCAGUAUUUAUCAUUUGCAUUGUGCAAGGUUUUAAAGAAUUUUCUGAGAUUAUGUUAUUUAUUGGUACAUUGACACAGUGUUUGAACAUGAGUGAAACCGGGUGGUGAGGAUUAGCUUGCCGGGUGACUGAAGCCUUUCUGCUGUAUGUCUUUCUAUUAGUUUAUCCUGAUGUGCAAAGGGUGAUAAGGGCUAAUGUCAUCAGGGGCAAGUAUGUAUAUCCGUAUACAAGCUUUAAAGAUUCACAAUUGCCUUUGAGAAAUCUUUGAAAUAAAUAUUACAAAUGUCUCCUAAUGAUGUUUUUCUGUUACUUUUUAACCGCCAAGUAAACGAUGUCCGUGUUUCCUGCACUUCUUUCUAGUUCUUUUCUUUUCCUGUUUUGCUGUAACUGGAUGCACCUCUCGCCUCGAGGAAUGAUCUUGGAGUUGAAGAGCAGUAAAGUUUGAGUUCACUGAGUUUGGCGCUCUGUCUCAGAUUUACUGAAUAUACAAAAAAUAAUUAAGACUGACUGAAAUCAGAAGGGAGAUCUGGGGGAUUUGCAUAUUCACUAAAAUUAAAUAUGCUUUUACUUUGUUUCAAAAUGUAGCUUAAAACAAAGGACAAUGACCUCAGUCUUAAUUAAAAUUGACAGCAUACACUCAGUGGACAUUAU
Molecule: messenger RNA, 2013 nt
Organism: Pundamilia nyererei
Lineage: Eukaryota; Metazoa; Chordata; Actinopteri; Cichliformes; Cichlidae
Gene: mthfd2
Product: methylenetetrahydrofolate dehydrogenase (NADP+ dependent) 2, methenyltetrahydrofolate cyclohydrolase
Exons: 8
Coding region: 86-1102 (338 amino acids)
Biological process (GO): tetrahydrofolate interconversion
Cellular component (GO): mitochondrion
Molecular function (GO): methylenetetrahydrofolate dehydrogenase (NAD+) activity; methenyltetrahydrofolate cyclohydrolase activity; methylenetetrahydrofolate dehydrogenase (NADP+) activity
Source: RefSeq, a predicted model, not a curated record